Messenger RNA from Protopterus annectens (West African lungfish), 1886 nucleotides. RefSeq names its product platelet-derived growth factor receptor-like protein. The transcript is spliced from 6 exons. The record is from RefSeq and is a predicted model, not a curated record. Bases 176 to 1378 code for a protein of 400 amino acids. NCBI's taxonomy places the organism in Eukaryota, Metazoa, Chordata, Ceratodontiformes, Protopteridae.
AAAGAGCUACUAAUCUGAGUUUCCGUGAGGAAAAAGUUACAUGCCAUUUGUGCUCCUCUCUAGUCUGUGUACACGUAUACACUCAGAACUUGCUGCAAAGCAGGGUGAAACAUCCCAGUCAAACUUUUCCAGUUGUACAAUAUUGUCAAAGCUUUGAAAAUAAUCAUUUUCCAUCAUGAACGUUGGUCUAAUCCUACUUUUGUUCUGCAGUGUUAUGCUUUACGAACUGGAUAAAUGCCAGGCUAAGGAUAAAAAACCUAAACCCAGCUUGAAGAAAAAGUUGACAGUGAAAGAAAAUGCACCUAAUAAAAAACCUGCCAAACAACCAGCCAAGAGCUCUAAGCCUAUGAUUCCAAAGCCAGAUCCAAGUGUUUUUCCAACACAGCCACCCACAACAACAACAACAACAGCACCACAGAUAGACUUCAGCAUGACUCAAGUUGUUGAACAUGGAAAGUUUCUGAAGGUAACAGACACAACAGUUGUUCAGGCAGGCAAGACUCUGGAACUCCGUUGCAAAGGGAAGCCUAUCCACUGGCGAUAUCCACCAUACUUGGAAGAAGAAGAUGAGGGCAGACUUAGAAUCAAGCACUUUGGGAAAUACAGUCAGAUGGUUCUGGUGAAUUCCACAGCAGCUGACACAGGAGAGUACAGUUGUUUGCUGAAGCAAUGCGAUGGGGCUGUCUGCCGUAAUGAGGAAGGCUCUAUUAAGACAUUUGUCUUCUUUACAGACCCACAGGAGCUGUUUGUACCAACAGAGGAUUAUUAUGAGGUUGUCCAUCUUCGCAGUCACCGAACUACAACCUUACCAUGUCAGGUAACCACACCUCUUGCUAAAGUGACUCUGCAUCGGGAAUUCCCUCCUGAGGAGAUUCUUGUAGAUGGAAGUGAUAUUUCCUAUAAUGUGAAGAAGGGAUUCACCAUUCAUCGUCCACGUCCACUGUAUGCAGGAACUCUAUUCUGCAUGGCAAGCUAUCAUGGUUUACAGCAAAUAUCAACUAAAUAUGUAUUAAUAUAUGUCAACUAUCCUGCUUCUCGCCCAGCAGCCAGUGUUGAAGCAUCCAUGAACAGCGUCAGAGCAGGUGCUAAUUUUAAUGUCACUUGUACGGUAUAUGGAGAAUUGGACAUAGAUAUUGACUUCACAUGGGAUUAUCCAGGACAAAAGCUUGGAAGACCACCAUACACAAGAGAAAGUAGUGAUACAGUAAGGCGAGGAGGACAAACUUUGCAGCGGUCAGAGAGUGUGCUGUUUGUGGAUGAAGCACGGGCAGUCGAUGAUGGGCAGUAUACCUGCACAGCAAAAAACCUCCAAGGAAGCACUGUCGUCUCUACUCAUGUUAGGAUACUCCCACCAAUACCUGGUCCUAGGGGAAGAUAACCACCCACUGAAAGCCAAAUCCACCGCCUCACAUAGGGAGUAAAAUUGCAGAUAUACUUGUCUGACUUUUGAAAAAAUUAUACAUACUUCCCAUUAUUUUGUAUGUUUUUGUUUCUAAAUGUUUCUAGAAAUUGAUCUAAUCUCAUGAAAAUCUAAGCACAAAACCUGUUCUCUCAUUUUUCCAUUUUUAAAUACUUAAAUGUCAAGUAUUUGAUUCUUUUGAGAGUCAGUAUUAAGUUGUGCAGCAAUAUGAUUAUGACAUGUUGAGAAAUUCAAUAUUAAGGUAUCAAAUUUUGUCAAAAGUCUUGAGACGAUUGUAAAGUGUGCUUAGACAUUUUUUUAUGAAUAACAGCCUUUACGAUGGUAAUACAAUUCUUUUUUGCACAUUUAACCCAAGUUCCUUAUUCAGUGGGCUGUAUUUAAGGUAUUUAUUAACUAUAUUUGCAUUUUACUCUUUUCCUGUAGCAUGUGUUCUUGAGCGCCUAAGAAAUAAACAUUUAUUAUUAUA